AGAUGAACUCUUUGGUCAGCUCAACCAACAACCUGGACCACACUCCGUUCAGGUCUCUGAGGCCUCGCAGCCAAAUUGGUUCAUCAGGAAGUGGAUCCUCAAGGACACAGGGGCCAGUCGUGUGCAGUGUGGCCCCUAAUCUUCCUGCCAGACCACCAUCCAGCUCAGACAACGGCUCCAUCAGGAAGGGCCCCUGGGACAUGGACUAUGAAGUCUACCCAGCUGACCCGGACUACUAUGGACGCCCAACAGUCCAAGAGUUCCCCCAGUUUGACAUCGUCGAAGACACCUACUCCACCUCUACUGUAGAGUCUCGCAGGAACUCUCGGUUUGGCGGCUUCCCGUUUCCAUUGGACCGCUGUGACCGCCGUGCGCCGCUUCCACCGUGCUACAGUAACCAGAACCUGGAUGACUUCUUAGGUCCAGACGGGCUUCCCCUCCCAAGCCCUCAGUGUCCAAACGAGUACACCGCCAUCAGCUACUACCCCACAAAGCACACGCGCAGCCUUGACAACAGCUCGGGAGGCUACAAGAGGCUCAGCAUGCGUCUUAGUGUGGCUAUGCCAUCCUAUGCAGAGCAGGCCGGCCAGUCUUCAGCGCCAAAUCCCGCCCAGCCUCAAACACGACCCGCAAGGCAGAACCCAUGUAACUUAGACGGAUCAAGCAUGGUGGGGAGCGAUUACGGAAGCUGUGAGGAAGUCAUGUUUUAAAGCAAAACCUACAUGUUCGUUAUCCGCUCUGAUCGUUUGUUUGGGGUUCACAAGUAAACCCAACAUGUAGAUGCCACCUGACUAUUCCUCUACGUUAAGGCAGCUUAGUGUUCGAGUACAUUUCAGAGAUGGGUCUCACACCAACUCAGGAGAUCAAGUCCUUUUCGUUUAUUCUGCUCUCUGAUGUACGA
Messenger RNA from Nematolebias whitei (Rio pearlfish), 901 nucleotides. RefSeq names its product protocadherin Fat 2-like. The transcript has 2 exons. NCBI's taxonomy places the organism in Eukaryota, Metazoa, Chordata, Actinopteri, Cyprinodontiformes, Rivulidae. The coding region runs from base 3 to 710 and encodes 235 amino acids. The record is from RefSeq and is a predicted model, not a curated record.